CGAGCCCAGUCAGUUGUUGUCGUUGAACAGUAAACGGUAACGUCUAAACUACAACCAACGGGCAGUUUUAUCAAUAAUUCUGGACAAAACCGAGAAAAUAAACCGUCAGAAGAACUCCGAUAGACAUGGAAGAAGCAGAGACCGUACCGAUACUCUCCAGAAAAGAGCUGCGUAAGCAGAAGCUGAUGGAAUACUUGGCUGGAAAGGGAAAGCUGAAACAGCCCAACCCUAAGCCAUAUCUACUGGACACCUAUGAGGUUAAGAAGCCUUUGACAUCUACAUUAAAGGUUGUUAAGGGAAAGGAGAACAAGACUCCAGCUGACAGAUUACAAUAUGAAGGCACAAAAAAUAAAUCUCUGGCUCCUCAACACCCUGCCAAGGGAAGAUUUGGUCUAACUUACAAAGUGAAUGAGAAAUCCAGCAUCCUGACUGGACGACAGAAUACAAAUACAAACCGUCCAUCAGCAACCUGUGCCCCAGCACAGCCAAAACUCAUUCAAAACUCUGGCAUGUACAGCGUGGUGCCCUCCAAAGCCAACUAUCUCAAAAGGCAGCCAAACACAGGGAUAUCCAAAUCCAACCAGAAUGCAACCAACAAUCUUAAAAAGAAGCAGAACACAGGAAUACCAUCUUCAGUCAGAGUCUCUUCAAAUGUAGUUCGUACAGCUGUUACAAAAUCAAAUGGCAGAUUCGGCAGGACCUCAAAUGCUGCCUGGUCAUGUCCAACAAAGACACUCAGUGACAGGAUGAGUCUCGGCCCCAUGGUCAAAACAAAAACGGGACUCAUUCCUGCAGUGACCCAUCCAAGAACUAAUCAAACUCCAAACCUAACACACACCUCUGCCACAUCAGCUGAUACGACCACUGCCACCGCACCUUCUGUAGCCAACAAGGUGCGAUCCAGCACCUCAUCAUCAGUUUCUGUUUCCCAUAAAUCAUCUGUGGCUCAGAGGAAAACACUACCUACCACUGCUCUAAAAAACCCUGUUGAGAGAUCAAGAACUGGAAUUAAAGUUCAACAUCAGAACAAGUGUAACUUGCCACAGCCACUUUUAGGUAAACAUUCGCUGCCAUCUUGUAAAAGUCAACUAUCAAGUGGACUGAAAUCCGCGUCCACUUCAUCCAAGGGCACAGCAGCACCUAAUAAACCAGAGGGGAGAUCUGGGAUGUCAAAAAUGAAUAAACCAAUUGGCCAGCCCAUUGACAGGUUCACAAAGCAGAGAUCUGAGGGUGAAGGGCAGAAAAAUGGCCGAGUCCCCUUGCGAACAUCAUCAGGGCCAGCUAGCAGGCGCACUUCCAGACCUGUCUGUGUUGGGCAAAAUGCUGUGGCUGGGCUUGGAGGGAAAACCAAGACAAAUGCUCCACCACAAGAAAUGGGUAAAAAAAGAACAAGCGCUCCAGUGAUGUCCCAGACAGCGCCACAGCCUGCCAGGACCAUCAGCUAUACCGGUCAGCCCAAAGACACAAAGACAUCAAAAAUCCCCACCAGGGCCAUUCCCCAGACUGAGGGAAAGAAGCCGACUGCUGCACAGGAGGAGAGAAUGAGAAAAUUACAGGAAUGGCGGGAAGCGAAGGGCAUUUCCUACAAGCGUCCUCCAAUGGCGGUGAAACCUCAGGUCAGGCGCACUGUGGCGGUGCCCCAGCCUUUUUGGAGCACCAUGAAGGAGGAAGAUGAGGCCCAUUCCCUCAUCUGUGCUGUGGACAGAUCCCUGGCUGACUGCAUCAAAUUGCUUGGAGAGGGUUGCCCUUCAGACCAGGUGAAGGAGGUUCUUGCACGGCUGCCAGCGGUGUCCCAGAAGUUUGCCAAAUACUGGAUAUGUCGGGCCCGCCUGAUGGAACAAGAGGGCAGCCUGGAUGUCCUGCCUAUGUUUGAAGAGGCUGUUGCUGUUGUGUUGGAGCCAGUGGACGAGCUGCGGGCUGUGGUGUUUGAGAUUUUGAAGAAGAAGGAUGAGAUCCAAGCAUCUAAAGAAUGUGAGACAGAGGAGGACCAAAUUCCAACAGGUGAAAGCACUCCUGACAGUUUCAACAACCCAAUGAUGACUCCUAAACCUGUCAGAGCUCUAAUCUGUGGAGAGAAAGGAAACUCAUCUGUAAUCAAGUACAAGAUCACAGCAACUCCUGGUGGUUCUCAAACCCAACAUACUCAACCGGCACGGGUAAAUGGCCAGGAGGUUCGCUUCUUCACCCCAGUGAGACGCUCCGUGCGAAUCGAGAGAUCCUCCCUCCGAUACCCUGCGUCCCUCCAGGACCACGAUCUGUGCGUGGCCUCCUACAAUGACCUGAUUUCCGAGGAGGAUAACGAGAGAAGUGACGAGAGAAGUGAUGAGCAAGACGGCGGGGAAACCAGCCCGUCUGCUCACAACACACCGAUGUACGUCUACAGACAGAAUGAAGCACUUCAGGACAAAGUGUUCGUCCAGCUUGUCUACGACGAAGACGUUUAGGUGCUCACUUCAUCCUCAACAGUUUAUAGUUGAGGAAAUGUCAGGUGUAAAUUUACAUGCAUACUUUAAUGUCGGAUGAAAAGAAAGUGCUUUGUCUUUGUAAGGACUUUUUAUAUCGCUCCCGCUUGCUAUGAAGAAAUGAUUGGAUUUAUCCUUCUGGUCCAUUAUUUUAUUCCAUCAAAUGUGUUGUAAAUAGAAAUGUAAAAUAAAUGUUUGGUUUUUUUUUAAACAUA
Centropristis striata (black sea bass) is the source of this 2677-nucleotide messenger RNA. It is a transcript of the gene ckap2l, whose product is annotated as cytoskeleton associated protein 2-like. The transcript is spliced from 9 exons. Lineage: Eukaryota; Metazoa; Chordata; Actinopteri; Perciformes; Serranidae. The record is from RefSeq and is a predicted model, not a curated record. Bases 126 to 2444 code for a protein of 772 amino acids. Gene Ontology annotation, cellular component: mitotic spindle; cytosol; centrosome.